Carcharodon carcharias (great white shark) is the source of this 3595-nucleotide messenger RNA. RefSeq names its product cadherin-7-like. The record is from RefSeq and is a predicted model, not a curated record. Lineage: Eukaryota; Metazoa; Chordata; Chondrichthyes; Lamniformes; Lamnidae. Gene Ontology annotation, molecular function: calcium ion binding; cadherin binding. Bases 281 to 2677 code for a protein of 798 amino acids. Gene Ontology annotation, cellular component: catenin complex; plasma membrane; adherens junction. The transcript is spliced from 12 exons. Gene Ontology annotation, biological process: multicellular organism development; adherens junction organization; cell morphogenesis.
ACUGGGUGCUUCAGCUGAGUAGUUUGUGUGGUGAAAGGAAAGCUCUCCGUUGAUAAUAUCUAUGCAGCAUAGGACCCACAUCACUUCUACCUGGGGCUGUACCCAAGGUGUGCAGCGUGUGUGCAUUGCAGGGCACGGUUCCACACACGCUAUCAAAGGAAUGUGAAGAGAUGAAUUGAUUUUUUAGCCUUUCUGUACAAAAUUCUUCCCGCACAUUCAGCAGUUUAUCAGCGUUCAGCACCUUACUAUUAGGAAACCACUUUCCCUCCAGGAGUUUGUCAUGAUAACUCAGUUUGCCAGACGGACUUCCCGACGGCCAGGAAUGUUAAGCUGGUGCGAAUGGUGGGCUAUCCUGAUGGGAUGUGCAAUGGUGGAAUAUUGCCAAAUGACCCUGGUUCAGCCAGGACGCAACCAAGUGGAAAAUCGGCUUCCCUCUCACCAUCACAUCAAACAGAAAUGGAUGUGGAACCAGUUCUUUGUAUUGGAAGAGGAGCUUGGAACGGAACCAUUCUACAUUGGCAAGCUACAGCUCCACUCAGGUUCAGACAAUGGCAAUGGUUCUCUGAGAUACAAUCUGACAGGUGAUGGAGCCGGGACUAUAUUCACCAUCGAUGAGGAUAAAGGAGACAUUUAUCUCAUAAAGAAGCUGGAUCGAGAGGUGAAGCCAUAUUACAUCCUGCGGGCACAAGUGGUGGACAGAGCAACCAACCAGCACGUGGAACCAGAGUCAGAGUUCAUGAUUAAAGUCCAGGACACCAAUGACAAUGAACCCCAGUUUUUGGAUGAACCAUAUGUUGCCACGGUGCCUGAAAUGUCACCGGAUGGAACCUUCGUUACUCAAGUGACAGCAACAGAUGCUGAUGAUCCAUCCCAUGGGGGCCAUGCCAGGAUAGUGUACCAGAUCCUGCAGGGACAACCAUACUUCUUGGUUGAGCCAACAACGGGAGUUAUCCGCGUUGCUUUACCGAACAUGGACAGGGAGGCCAAAGAUGAGCAUGUGGUUAUUAUAGAGGCUAAGGACAUGGCUGGGCUAAAGGGAGGUCACUCAGCAACAACGACUGUGACCAUCACCUUGUCUGAUGUUAAUGACAACAGACCAAAAUUCCAGCACAAGCUGUACCAUUUCUAUGUGCCAGAGUCGGGCAAUGUUGGGUCCACUGUCGGGAGGAUAAUGGCGACGGAUGUUGAUAUUGGGCAAAACGCAGAAAUGAACUACACGGUAGAAGCUGGCGAUGGUUCGGAUUCAUUUGGCAUACUUACAGAUAGUGAGACCCAGGAAGGUGUCAUCAUAUUGAAGAAGCUACUGGACUAUGAGAGCAAGAGGAGAUUUAGAAUCAGAGUGGAGGCAAUCAACAAAUACAUUGAUCCCCGACUCCUCAACCUCGGACCGUUUAAAGAUGUCACAAAUGUCAAAAUCAAUGUGCGCGAUGUCGAUGAGCCGCCAUUCUUUAUCGCUCCCGAAUACAUUUUCAAGCUCCGGGAAAACAGAGAAGCUGGCGCCUUUGUCGGGGAGGUGACAGCAAGGGACCCAGAUGCAGCAAACAAUUCAAUCAGGUACUCCAUUGACCGUCAUACUGACAUGGACAGGAUUUUCAACAUUGAUGCGAAGAAUGGAAGCAUAACAACAUCUCAACCCCUUGACCGUGAGGCAGUCCCCUGGUACAAUUUAACAAUCUCAGCAUCGGAAGCAAGUGAUCCAAAGAAAGUUACUUCAGUCUCGGUGCACGUUCGGGUUCUCGAUGACAAUGACCACGCUCCGGUAUUCCCGAUUCUGUACGAAACAUUUGUGUGUGAAAACGCCAAGAGCGGACAGCUUAUUCAAGCCAUCAGCGCAGUGGACAAGGAUGAGCCUCCAGAAGGACAUCACUUUUACUUUACCCUGGCGUCAGAUGCUGCCAGUAAUCCCAAUUUUACUGUUAGAGAUAAUCAAGAUAACACCGCCGUGAUUCUGACUCGGAGAGCUGGUUUUAGUCGAGCAGAACAGGCCAUUCACUUCCUGCCCAUCCUGAUAAGGGACAACGGAACUCCUUCGCUCAGCAGUACCUGCACCCUCACUAUCCGAGUGUGUAGGUGCAUUAACAAUGGCAUUGACCAAUUAUGCAAUGCCGAUCCCUUCUUUCUGCCCGCUGGCCUCAGCACUGGAGCUCUCAUUGCCAUACUAGUCUGUGUCCUGAUGAUAUUAGCAUUUAUCUUGCUUCUUCUGGCACUCAGGCAGCACAAGAAAGACCCUCAGUUUGCUCAUGAAGGUGACGACAUCCGGGAAAACAUAGUCAGGUACAAUGAUGAAGGGGGAGGCGAAGAGGACACAGAAGCUUUCAACAUGGCCACCCUGAGAAACUCUCGGGUCGGGCACGGCUCCAAGGCACGGAAAGAUGUAAAGUCCGAAAUUCCGUCCCUGUACAGGCAGUCGCUCCAUAUCAUGCCAGAUAAUGCCAUUUUUCGAGAGUUUGUCAGGGAAAGGCUGAACGAAGCUGACAACGAUCCCACUGCUCCCCCGUUUGACUCCCUGCAGACGUACGCGUUUGAGGGGACUGGGUCAGUCGCGGGGUCCUUGAGCUCCUCGGCUUCCUUUGCCUCUGGCUCAGACGAACAUUAUGAUUACCUCAGUGACUGGGGGCCACGCUUCAGAAAGUUGGCGGACCUGUACGGGAAUUGUGGAAGUCGCCCGGCUACCUGAGGCGAGAGAAGGACAUUUAAGUAUCACAGCUACAGAUACUUUUCGGGCAUUGUGCCUCUGACAUUGAUCGUCAUUCCCCUGCAAGUGCACAUUGGAAGUUCAGCCACCUGCCGCAAGCAAUUUUCUAGCCAUUUAUUUUAACGACCAGAAAACCAUUUGCGCCACACCUGAGUUUCUGACAUGCACAUCCAGCAACGACCCCCCUGUAAUUGAAACUUCAAUAUCAGAAAGUUACCUGGAGUCAGGUGUUUUCCACCUAGAAUUUUUAUCCAUAUGUUUAGAAGGUAGUUGGAAACUUCUCAGGAGCAAUCCGAGUGACAAAUGGGCUUUCAAUGAGAAUGUCUUGAGGAAAGGCUUGUGUUCUGAUCCCACUUCAUUCCAAUUUUAGCAUCUGAUAUAGAUUUGGGACCUCUGAUGCUAAAGAAUGAAGAGAAAUAUUUAUCAUACUAACUAAUAUGAUUGACCAUGGGAUUGUGAAUGUGAAUUCACAAGCGCCAAUAAGAUCUGCCUCACAUCACUAUCCAAAGUCAUUCUGUUUGUGAGCUACAGAGUUAAGGGGUUAGGAAUGGCUCAGUGGUAGCACUCUUGUCCCUGUGCCUCAAAGAUUGUGGGUUUAAGCCCCACUCUCGGCACUUGAGCCCAUAAUCCAGGCUGACUCAGCCAGUGCAGUAUUGAGGGAAUGCUGCACUGAUGGACGUGCUCGUCCUUCUGAUGAGAUAUAACACCAGCUCUGAGGCAGAUAUCAAAGAUCCUAUGGCACUUCUUUGAAGAAAAGCUGCUGUGCUUUCUCUCUCUCUCUUUCUGCUGUCCUGGCCGAAAAUGUAUCAUGGUCAUUUUAUAUGGUCAUUAUUGUGUUCCUGUUUGGGGAUCUUGCUGUGUGUGAUUUGGCUGUUUCCUACAUUGCAACAAUGAAAACAU